GAAUCUCUGUGCGCACAUCGACACCUCCCCCAUACAAUAACUUCCCUUUCUUCUUUUUAUUCUUCUCCGCACAUAUUACCCAGAGAAUUUUUUUGAGAUAGGAUAUCCCGUGAAAGUCAGACAACAUGGCAGCCAAUCCAGAAAUUAAACUCGAUCCUAAAUACGAUCAUUAUGAUUUCCCUACCACGUCGCCCACGGCUCAGAGUGGUCACCCGGGACAUACAACACCAGAACAGGAUGCGCAGGUGCAGCAGUUGAGGAUGAAGUUGGAGGCGGCGGGGUUUACGGAGAGAUUGGAUACGCUUACUUUGCUUCGAUUCUUACGAGCACGUAAGUUCGAUGUCACAUUGGCUGAGAAGAUGUUCGUAGAUGCAGAGCAGUGGAGAAAAGAUUUCGGUCUUGAUGAACUCGUCCGUACUUUUGAUUAUCAGGAGAAGGAGGAGGUUUUCAAGUACUAUCCUCAAUAUUAUCAUAAGACUGAUAAGGAUGGCCGUCCAGUCUACAUUGAACAAAUGGGCAACAUUGACCUCAACGCCAUGUACAAAAUCACCACUUCCGAGCGUAUGCUUCAGAACCUCGCUGUCGAGUACGAGAAGAUGGCAGAUCCCCGUCUCCCAGCCUGUUCUCGCAAAGCUGGUUCUCUCCUCGAAACCUGCUGCACCAUUAUGGAUCUCAAGGGCGUUGGACUCUCCAAGGUCCCUUCUGUUUACGCAUACGUCAAACAAGCCUCUGGCAUGUCCCAAAACUAUUAUCCAGAGCGUCUUGGAAAAUUGUAUUUGAUCAAUGCACCAUGGGGUUUCUCUACCGUUUUUGGUGUUGUUAAGGGUUGGUUGGAUCCUAUUACCGUUGAGAAGAUUCAUGUUUUGGGAUCGGGUUAUCAAAAGGAAUUAUUGGCGCAAGUUCCUAAGGAGAACUUACCGAAGGUUUUUGGAGGUAGCUGCGAGUGUAAGGGUGGUUGUGCAUUGAGUGAUGAGGGUCCUUGGACAGAUCCUGCUUGGGCUAAACCUCCUAAGUGGGCAUCGACAAAUGGUGAUCAACAUGUUAUCAACACCGAGAAUGUUAAUGCAGGUGCGGUCCCAACUGGAACCAGUGCUCCAGCUCCGGUUCCUAGUGAGGAGGGUGUUCAGGCACCUGCGCCAGCUGCUCAGUAGAUGUAUAUAAUGGGAAGGGAGUUGUUGUUGAUUGUGAUUGGUUGGCGUGUGGUUGAGCGAAUGGGUGUUGAGGUGUCAUCAGAGAUGUCAGUUGGGUUGUGAAUGGAAAUGGAAAUGAGAAUGAAAUUGGGAAGAAAUACAUGUUACACGUGGAAAAAUUAAGAUAGUGUCAUGGAUGGAGCAUGGAGAGAAAUGGAUGCAUACAAUUGAGGGAAUGGAGAAAAAAAGACUCUAUCGAUGCGAGGUUUUGCGUUUUUUCUUCUUUUUCAUCCUUUUGGUAGUUCAGUACAGACAGAAACAGAACUUUAGAUAUGGGAUUUGGUAUUGGUACUUUUUUACUUAAUUGGGAUUGUUUGAGAUUUCGAGA
This is a messenger RNA of Botrytis porri, 1518 nucleotides long. RefSeq lists its product as uncharacterized. The transcript has 4 exons. Lineage: Eukaryota; Fungi; Ascomycota; Leotiomycetes; Helotiales; Sclerotiniaceae. The record is from RefSeq and is a predicted model, not a curated record. The coding region runs from base 126 to 1151 and encodes 341 amino acids.